This is a messenger RNA of Necator americanus (New World hookworm), 564 nucleotides long. RefSeq lists its product as uncharacterized. Lineage: Eukaryota; Metazoa; Nematoda; Chromadorea; Rhabditida; Ancylostomatidae. The transcript is spliced from 9 exons. The coding region runs from base 1 to 564 and encodes 187 amino acids. Gene Ontology annotation, molecular function: RNA binding; translation initiation factor activity. The record is from RefSeq and is a predicted model, not a curated record. Gene Ontology annotation, biological process: translational initiation. Gene Ontology annotation, cellular component: nucleus.
AUGUCAGUAUCUACGAAGCGACGGUACAUCACAAACAAGGUGGAGUCGGAGUACUACACACCUGUCGAUGGCGAUAUCAUAGCGCAAGUUCGAAGUGCUAGAGGAAACAAUCUUCAUGAGGUUGAAGAUGAAAAUGGUGGGAUGUAUGUGGCGAGUAUGCCUUCAAAAUUCAGAAAAGCUGUGUGGAUCCGAAGAGGGCAGUUUGUUGUUUUACGACCUAUUGAGGAAGGUGACAAGGUAAAAGCUGAAAUCGAACAUGUUCUCGAUGAAGAGAACGUGCUGUACAUAAGAUCACAAAAUAAAUGGCCUUCUCGCUUUGAAGAGCAAGCUCGAUUAAUGACAAGAGAUGCAAAGCGUGGAACAAAAGGAGAUAAUGCUAUGAUUGACGAUGACAUGCUCCCUCCUUCUGACAGCGACGAGUAUGAUGAGGAUGAGGCAACGACGAAGAAAAGGAUACACGACAAUAUAAUCCUAAUCGGAAGCAGAUACCGAACAACUUGUGAAGAAGGAGAUUUGAAACUCGACGAAACGACUCCCAUCCGGUGGUGUUGUUUGUGCACAUGA